Molecule: messenger RNA, 1510 nt
Organism: Punctularia strigosozonata HHB-11173 SS5
Lineage: Eukaryota; Fungi; Basidiomycota; Agaricomycetes; Corticiales; Punctulariaceae
Exons: 3
Coding region: 116-1510 (464 amino acids)
Source: RefSeq, a predicted model, not a curated record
CGUCAUCGCGCCUUUACCGCGUCUCUUGCGGCUUGCACUUGCAACCCACAUGUCGUCCUCCGACUAACAUUCAUCUCGACCCUUACCUCCUCUUCCUCGAUUCUAUAGACCAGCCAUGGAUCUACUCGGCAAAACGGUCGGAUGGACGCCGUUCGGCUCGUCCAAGGACAAAGGCAAAGCGCCGCAAUCUCAGCCGCAACCGGAGCGCCCCAGGUUGCGCGUAGAACUGUCGCCGAGGCAGUCGUUCGGGCCUCCGCCCUCUGGCCCGUACGUCUCCGGCGUGGACUACGGUGAAUACGACGCGGGGAUGUUACCCGACAACUCGCUCGAACGCGUCGCGGAGGACGAGGAAGACGAGUGGAAUCUCGAGGAGCGCGGCUUGUAUCCCGGCUCGUACCCGCGCUUGGUGUUACUAUACACCAUCGUCCCGAUCGUGUCCGCCUUGCUCUGGAUCCUGCUCGCCUUCCUCCCCCGUCUCCUCUGGCCGUCCUCGAAACCGCCGCCAUCCUCCCGCGCACCCUAUCUCCCCUUUCCCCUCCCCGAACUCCUCCUCUCAUCCGCCCUCUGGUCGCUCUGCCACCACCUCCGCAGCCCGCUCUACACCCUCGCCUCCCUCCUCGCACUUCCCCUAUACCGCCACCCUCGACUCUCCUCAGCACUCACCGCGCUCUUCUCCGCCGCACUUCACACGCUUUUUGCCAACCUCGUUCGCGUGGCCGCCGUCCCGCUCCUGUUGUCUACGUAUACGGGGUCGCAACCGCCGCGCGCGGACUGGACCUCGCCCGCGUUCUGGCACGUAUGGUGGCUCGCGCUCGGCUGGGCGCUCGCGGACGCGUGCGCGGGCGUCGCGCAGGGAUACGUACAUCUCUCACUCUACAAGGAUGUACUCGUUCCCUCGGCCACGGCGGAGCACCAGCCGUUCCUCGGCGGCGCGAUCACGGACUCGCCCGUCGCUCGUAUAUCCGGCUCUGGCGAGUCCUUCCGAGACGUAGAAGCGGAUGGCCGGCAUGAUGGAAACGGAUACAGCUUGCCUCCGGUGGUGGAAGAGGAGGUCGAGCGCGACCUCGACCAGCUCGUGGCGCUGAAAGCGCGAGAAGACAUCGAGGAAGUGUACGGGGUGCCGUUUAUCAGGAUCCCCGUGUUCAUCUCCUGCCUCCAACGUGUCGACUCGAUCCUGCUCUCGCUCGGCCUUACCCUCCUCCUCAGCGCGUCCUACCUCCGCUCCACCGCUUCCGUCCCCCCGCCACGUCCUCAGUCGCCCCUCCUCGUCCAGUCCGACGCUCCUUCGACGACGCUCUCUCACACGCACACCGCCCCGGGCGCGCCGACGUCCAACCGCGCGAUCGCGAUCACCUUCCCCGUGGUCGUCGCGCUGCACGCGGCCCUCGCGCUCGUGCACUCCCCGCCCGUCCUCGCGCGCGUCGGUGUGCACGUCGCCGCGUACGCGGGCUUGCUCUUCGCGCUCGGCAUGCUCUUCGCCGGGCUCGCGAUGUGGGGAGCCGUGUCCUGA